GAAAACAGGAAGUGCUUUCAGCCCCGAUGGGAGGAGUAGGGUGUAGAAGGCCUGUGGAGCUGGACCUCUGGGACCGAGGCUCAAGGACAGGAGCUGAAGGCUGAGCGGCCACGGGGCUGUUGACACAUCCCUGAUCUUUCCUCCAAAGCUUGUCAGGAAGAUUGGACGUGCCAAGUAGCAGAGAAAACAUCCCCCAGCUCUGACGGGGAGACAGCACAUGUCUAAGGCCCACAUGUCUUGGCCCUACCGGAAGAGAAAUCAAUUUUCUCCCCAACACUACCUGAAAAAAGAAAUGAAUUACUUCCAGCAACAACCACCGGCAUUCAGCAUGGGGCCACGACAAACAAUGUCUGUCCCGAACUGGCAGCAGGUAGAAAAGGACGCUGCUUUCCUCGCCAAGGACUUCAACUUACUCAAUUUGAACAAUCAGCCACCACCAGGCAACAGGAGCCAACUGAGGGCAAAGGGGCCCGAGGACAACCUGUACAGCCAGUACGAGGAGAAGGUGCGCCCCUUCAUCGACCUCAUCGACUCCCUGCGGGCUCUGGGUGUGGAGCAGGACCUGGCCCUGCCAGCCAUCGCGGUCAUCGGGGACCAGAGCUCGGGCAAGAGCUCUGUGCUCGAGGCACUGUCAGGAGUCGCCCUUCCCAGAGGCAGCGGAAUCGUAACCAGAUGUCCGCUGGUGCUGAAACUGAAAAAGCAGCCCCAUGAGGAGUGGGCCGGAAGGAUCAGCUACCGGAACACUGAACUGAAGCUGCAGGAGCCCAGCCAGGUGGAGAAGGAGAUACACAAAGCCCAGAACAUCAUGGCCGGGAAUGGCCUGGGCAUCAGCCAUGAGCUCAUCACCCUGGAGAUCACCUCCCCUGAGGUCGCAGAUCUGACCAUCAUCGACCUUCCCGGCAUUGCCAGGGUGGCUGUGGGCAACCAGCCCCAAGACAUCGGACUGCAGAUCAAGGCUCUCAUCAAGAAGUACAUCCAGAGGCAGCAGACGAUCAACCUGGUGGUGGUUCCCUGUAAUGUGGACAUUGCCACCACGGAGGCGCUGAGCAUGGCCCACGAGGUGGACCCCGAGGGCGACAGGACCAUCGGGAUCCUGACCAAACCAGAUCUAAUGGACAGGGGCACCGAAAAAGGUGUCAUAAAUGUGGUUCGGAACCUCACAUACCCCCUCAAGAAGGGCUACAUGAUCGUGAAGUGCCGGGGCCAGCAGGAGAUCACCAAUAACCUCAGCUUGGCAGAGGCAACCAAGAAAGAAAUGACAUUCUUUCAAACACAUCCGCAUUUCAGAGUUCUCCUGGAGGAAGGGUCAGCCACGGUUCCCCGACUGGCAGAAAGACUUACCACUGAACUCAUCCUGCACAUCCAAAAAUCGCUCCCAUUGUUGGAAGAGCAAAUAAGGGAGAGCCACCAGAAGGCGACAGAGGAGCUGCGGCACUGCGGGGCCGACAUCCCCAUCCAGGAGGCCGACAAGAUGUUCUUUCUGAUUGAGAAAAUCAAGAUGUUUAAUCAGGACAUCGAAAAGUUAGUAGAAGGAGAAGAAGUUGUAAGGGAGAAUGAGACCCGUUUAUACAACAAAAUCAGAGAGGAGUUUAAAAACUGGGUGUGCAUACUUGCAGCCAAUACCCAAAAAGUUAAAAAUAUUAUUCAUGAAGAGGUUGAAAAGUAUGAAAAGCAGUAUCGAGGCAGGGAGCUUCUGGGAUUUGUCAACUACAGGACGUUUGAGACCGUCGUGCACCAGUACAUCCAGCAGCUGGUGGAGCCCGCCCUCAGCAUGCUCCAGAAAGCCGUGGAAAUUGUCCAGCAAGCUUUCAUUAACAUAGCCAAAAAGCAUUUUAGCGAAUUCCUCAACCUUAACCAAACAGCUCAGAGCAAGAUUGAAGAUAUAAAAAUGAAACACGCAGAAAAGGCAGAGAGCAUGGUCCGCCUGCAGUUCCGAAUGGAGCAGAUGGUGUUUUGUCAAGAUCAGAUUUACAGCGUUGUUCUGAAGAAAGUCCGAGAAGAGAUUUUUAACCCAGUGGGGAAGCCUUUACAGAAUACAAAGGGGGACUCUCAUUUCUCCAGCAAUGGGUCUUCUGUUUCCUCCAUUACCGAAAUAGGUGUCCACCUGAACGCCUACUUCUUGGAGACCAGCAAACGUCUCGCCAACCAGAUCCCAUUCAUAAUUCAGUAUUUUAUGCUCCGAGAGAAUGGUGACUGGCUGCAGAAAGCCAUGAUGCAGAUACUGCAGGAAAAAGAUCGCUAUUCCUGGUUGCUUCAAGAGCAGAGUGAGACGGCCACCAGGAGAAGAAUCCUUAAGGAGAGAAUUUACCGGCUUGCUCAGGCGCGGCACAUGCUCUGUAAAUUCUCCGGUGAAGGGAUCCACUGAAGCGUGGCGAAGCCUGUGGUUGUCUUCCUGUGCGUACUCGUUCAUUGCAAGGGGAGACGGUGCAGGAUGCUGCUUCUGCUUUGGGGCCAGACUGCUGCUGCUGUCUGUGUCCGACUUUACUGUCCUCCCCCAGCACCAGAGCAUAUAUCCGAGGUCCACACAGGCUCAGCUCUCUCCACACCCAGCUCUGCCCUGACUUCCAUGAAAAGGUGUUUCUCCAGUCCUUGGGGCUGGAGCACACAGUUACAGUAUCCUAAGAUACUGCUACCAUUCUUUGCUGAGUUGUAUUUGUAUUCCCUCCCCCUACACGAUUAUGAGACCCCAGAGGGUCCAAUACUACUUUUGUAUGUCCAGACUCUUGUACAGCACGUGCAGCGUUGUAACCACUUAAUAAAUGACAUCUCACGAAAGGAA
This is a messenger RNA of Callithrix jacchus (white-tufted-ear marmoset), 2779 nucleotides long. It is a transcript of the gene MX2, whose product is annotated as MX dynamin like GTPase 2. The record is from RefSeq and is a predicted model, not a curated record. Gene Ontology annotation, biological process: defense response to virus; synaptic vesicle budding from presynaptic endocytic zone membrane; receptor internalization. Gene Ontology annotation, molecular function: GTPase activity; microtubule binding; GTP binding. NCBI's taxonomy places the organism in Eukaryota, Metazoa, Chordata, Mammalia, Primates, Cebidae. Gene Ontology annotation, cellular component: cytoplasm; nucleus; microtubule.